Messenger RNA from Acanthosepion pharaonis, 2049 nucleotides. The record is from the annotation of a GenBank genome assembly. Lineage: Eukaryota; Metazoa; Mollusca; Cephalopoda; Sepiida; Sepiidae.
AUGGACUCUCACCACUCUCUCUCUCUCUCUCUCUCUCUCUCUCUCUCUAUCUAUCUAUCUAUCUAUCUAUUUUUUCUCAAAUUCUUGUUUCUUUCUGAGCUUCUCUUCCUUUCUCAUCCUCUCUCUCUCUCCCUUUCAAUUUCUCUCUCUUUAUCUCUCUCUCUCUCUCUCUUCCUUCCACUUUCUCUCUCAUUCUCAUUCUCUAUCUCUCUUCACCUCUCUCCCUUUCUCAUUCUCUCUCUCCCUUCCUCUUUCUCUCUCUUUCGCAUUCACUCUCACUUCCACUUUUCUCUCUUUCUCAUCCUCUCUCUUUCCCUUCCAAUUUCUCUCUCUCUCUCUCUCUCUCUCUCUCUCUCUCUCUCGCUUUCCUUUUCACUUCGUCUCUCUUUCUCAUUAUUUUUCUUCCAUUUUCUCUCUCUUUUCAUUUUCUGUCUGUCCUUUCAACUUCCUCUCUCAUUGUCAUUCUCUCUCUCCCUCCCCCUUCUACUUUUUAUCUCUCUCUCAUUCUCUCUCUUCCUUCCACCUUCUCUCUCUUUCCCAGUCACUCUCCCUCUACCACUUUCUCCUUCUUUCUCAAUCUCUCCUUCUCCCACUUCUCUCUCUUUCUCUCUUUCCUUUAAACUUUCUCUCUCUUUCUCAUUCUUUCUCUCUCCCUUCCACUUUCUCUCCAUCUCUCUAUUUUAUCUCUCGCUCCCUUCCACUUUCUAUUUCUAUCUCAUUUUCUCUCUCUCCCCUGUACUUUCUCUCUCUUUUUCAUUCUCUCUUCUCUCUCCCUUCCACUCUUUCUCUCACACUCUUUCUUUCUCUCUCCUUUUCUCUAUCUAUUCCUCUCUCUCUUUUACUCUCUCCCUCCUCUCUCUCUCUCCCUUUCUCUAUCUAUUCCUCUCUCUCUUCCUUUCUCUAUCUAUUCCUCUCUCUCUCUCCAUCUACCUCUCCUAUUCUCGCCCUCCUCUCUCUCCCUUUCUCUAUCUAUUCCUCUCUCUCUCUCCAUCUCUCUCUCCUACUCUCUCCCUCCUCUCUCUCCUUUUCUCUAUCUAUUCCCCUCUCUCUCCAUCUCUCUCCAUCUCUCUCAUACUCCCUCCCCUCCUCUCUCUCUCCCUUUAUCUAUUCCUCUCUCUCUCCAUCUCUCUCCAUCUCUCUCCUACUCUCUCCCUUUCUCUAUCUAUUCCUCUCUCUCUCUCGAUCUCUCUCGAUCUCUCUCCUACUCUCUCCCUCCUCUCUCUCUCUCUCUCCCUUUCUCUAUCUAUUCCUCUCUCUGUUUUUUUUUUAAACUCUUCUUUCCUUCUCCUCGGUAACUACCUCUCCCGCUUUCUCUCACACAUCAUAUUAGUUUCUCGUUUUCUUUCUUUUUCUUUUUCUAUCUCUCUCUUUCUCUCUCUCUCUUCAACUUUCUGUCUGUCUGUCUGUCUGUCUCUCUCUCUCAUUUCUUCUCACUUUCUCGUUCUCUAUCACUCACUUUCUCUUUUUCCCUUUCCUUUCCUUUCUCUUUAUAAUUCUUUUGCUCUCACGCUCUUUGUUUCACUUUCCUUCUCUCUCUCUCUCUCUAACUCUCAACUUCCUUUCCUUUUCCACUCUCUCUAUUACUUUCUUUCCUUUUCUUUUUAUCUUUUUCACUCCUCCUCCUCUCUCGUUCGCUUUUCCUCUUACUCUCGCUUUCUCUUAGACUUCAAUAAAGUUUCUAUUUUUAGAUUUUUCUUCGAAUGUCUUUCCCGCUUUGGUUCAUUAAUGCGAAUUCUCUUCCCUCUUCCACCCUCCUCACCCCUUUCCGCCUUCUCCCCCCCUCUCUCUCUCUCUCUCUCUCUCUUUCUCUCUCUCUCUUUUUCUCUCCAUAUCUAUCUCUUAUCAUCCGACCAAGUCAGCCCACUCCUCAACAAUUCCCAAAGCCAAAAAACAAACCCAGAGGAACACAAGCGGGAACGUAGAAUUAGUUGGCCUCCUCUCGUCCGACAGGGCUUCAGGCAAUUGGAUGACGCUCAGAGACACGGGGUUACCAGAGGCAUCGUCUCUUGUUAUUCGAGUUACGACAAGCCAUGUAGCAGAGCUUUUUAA